Molecule: messenger RNA, 3461 nt
Organism: Dreissena polymorpha
Lineage: Eukaryota; Metazoa; Mollusca; Bivalvia; Myida; Dreissenidae
Product: atlastin-2-like
Exons: 14
Coding region: 107-1726 (539 amino acids)
Biological process (GO): endoplasmic reticulum organization; protein homooligomerization
Molecular function (GO): GTPase activity; GTP binding
Source: RefSeq, a predicted model, not a curated record
CAAGGUGUAGGGCCUACUUUGUAUCUUAUACGCACAACUAGACAGAUCAUUUUUGUUAAAUACGAAACAAGCAAUCGAAACAUUCCUUGGUUGACGCGAAGCUGAGAUGUAUGAUUUAGAUAAUAAACCACCAGAAUCACCAGCAGACCUAUCCGCGACUGGUGUGAAGCUGAGAGGUCACCCAGUGCAGAUAGUGAAGGUGGAGGAUGACCACACGUUCCAGCUUGAUGAAGAAAAACUCGAUGAAAUCCUUCUCAAUCCUAAAAUCGAGGACUACAAAGUAGUUGUGGUGUCAGUUGCUGGUGCAUUUCGCAAGGGGAAAUCUUUCCUGCUGGACUUCUUCCUACGUUAUUUGAAUGCAGAGGGUUCCACAGACUGGCUGGGGGAUGACGAUGCACCCUUAGAGGGUUUCUCUUGGAGGGGCGGAGCAGAGCGAGAGACCACAGGCAUACUGCUGUGGAGUGAGCCAUUCUUGAGCACAUUGCCUUCAGGGGAAAAGGUUGCAGUGCUGCUCAUGGAUACCCAGGGUGCCUUUGACAGUGAGUCCACAGUGAGGGACUGUGCCACAGUGUUUGCUUUGAGCACCAUGAUUAGCUCCGUUCAGGUGUAUAACCUUUCACAAAACAUACAAGAAGAUGAUCUCCAGCAUUUACAGUUGUUCACAGAGUAUGGACGGUUGGCAUUAGAGGCAAAUGACAAUGAGUCCAAGCCAUUUCAGGUUUUGGAGUUUCUGGUUAGAGACUGGAGUUAUCCAUACGAUGCUGCCUAUGGGUCCAAUGGUGGCAUUCAAAUGCUGGAGAAACGACUAAAGAUAUCAGACAAACAGCAUCCUGAGUUACAGCAGAUACGCAAGCAUAUCCGCUCUUGCUUCUGCAAGAUAGGCUGCUUUCUCAUGCCUCAUCCAGGUUUAAGAGUGGCCACAAAUCCACACUUUGAUGGCCGUUUAAAAGACAUUGAAGUGGACUUCAAAAGCCAGUUGAGAGAGCUGGUCCCCAUGUUGCUAGGCAAGGAGAACCUGAUUGUCAAGGAGAUUAACGGCUCACAGAUCACAUGCAGGGAACUGGUCGAGUACUUUAAGGCCUACAUAAAAAUCUACCAGGGGGAAGAACUGCCUGAACCCAAGUCUAUGUUACAAGCAACAGCGGAGGCCAACAAUCUGGCAGCAGUAUCUACAGCCCGCAGUCUGUACAUACAUAAAAUGGAAGAGAUAUGCGGUGGAGACAAGGCCUACAUUCAUCCCCACGAAUUAGAACAGGAGCACCUGCGAUGUGUGCAGAACGCCAUAGAGACCUUCAAAUCUACGAGAAAAAUGGGCGGCCCAGAGUUCAGUCAAUCAUACUUAGAUAAACUGCGGUCAGAGAUGACAGAACAAUUUGAGAACUUCCAAAGACAUAACGAGAGCAAGAACAUAUUUAGUGCAGCGCGGACUCCCGCCGUUUUGUUCACAGUUAUGAUAGGCUGUUAUAUGAUCAGUGGCGUGUUUAGUGUGAUAGGACUCGAGUCGAUUGCAAACAUUUUCAACUUCACAAUGAUCCUGUUCUUGAUUCUGAUGUCUGCAUGGUUCUAUAUUCAGUACUCUGGAGAGUAUCGACAGCUGGCCAUUCAGAUAGACCAGAUUGCAACCUAUGUGUGGGACUUGGCUUUAGCCCCUCUAUAUGCCCAGUUAAUGCAGCAGGGUGCACAGCUGGCUGUCCGACAAGUUACACAGCGCCCCAAGAGAGAUUAAGUUUGGCAAUAAAACAGCGAAUAUCAUUAAAUGGCUAUGUCACGUUGAACUUGCAUUAUAACUUACACAAGGACACAGGGAACAUCACAUUAUGUCUGUCAGUGUUCUGUUUUAUGCUAUUAAUAGAAUUUAAUGUUCAUGGUCCUGGGUUAAGUCAAAAAAUAAAUGUUCAUUUUUUUUUUCGUAUAUAAAAACAAACAUGUACCUGUUUUUUCAUAACUUGUUUAUUUUGAGAAUUACAUUACCAAAAACACAAAAAGAAAACUUAAUACAUGUACUAAUGAAGUGAUUUUACAAAUUUUUAAGCAGAUUGUAGAAGUACAAAUAGUUUGAUUAAAGCAGGUUGUGUUUGAACUUGUUCUUGAGCCGUUUGCUAUUCUAAAUUGUAUAGUAUAACCUGAGAUUAUAUAUAUAUAUAUAUUUGAAGAAGGCAGCAUAUAGCUGUCGCACUGUCUGUCCGUUUGUCUGACUGUCUGUGUUAAGUUUCCUGUCUUAGCCAUGAACAAUUGAUAAUGAUCAACUUGGCACAAAUAUAUACAAUCAUAAGACUAUGUUGUUUGUGUUACACUGGUCUCCUUACCUCAAAUGUCAAGGUCACUGUUAGAGGUCAUAAAACAGCUUGAAGAUUUCCGUCUCCGCCCUGAGUUUGCCAUAUAUUGAUGGAGUUUAACUUAAUUUGGCACAAAUGCCAUUCAUCAUUAGACGACUUCUAAUGUCAAGGUGAACUGUUCAGAGUCAAUUUUGGCCAUUAUACAGCUGGUCUCGACUGUAGUUUUUUCAUUCAUCAUGUUAUUUUAAAAUAACUUCCCAUUAAUGCCCACUUUGAGGAGACGGCAUAUCGUGUGUAACACCUGUCUUUACCUAAAGAGGUCAAGGUCACACUAAGAGGUUGAACGUCAAAUGUUGCUAUAAAUCAGCUUGUGAGGGCUGUUACUUUGUCAUUCAGCAUGCAGUUUAAAAAGAACAUGAAACAAAUGACUACCACUAGGGGACUGCUACAUGUAUCACCUGUCUCAUUACCACAGAAAUCAAGGUCACUCUUUAUUAAUGACACUAAAGAAGUUAUAUAAUUUAAGUCAAAUUAUCUGUUUCAAUAAAUGAAUGACAAUGGAUACAUUAUAAGUAUAUAAAUGUUAUUAAUCGGUAAAGAUAAAGAUAAUGUUGCUAAAUAGAGUUAUUGUAAUAUUGUUAUAUAUUUUGUGUUUCAUUUUUGGUGUUUGAACAUUGUUAUAUGUGUUAUAUUGUGCAUUUCAUAUUUGGUGCAUAUGUUUGUAUUUAUAAAUAUUCAUUUUUUUGUUUUCAAAUAUAUUUAUAAGUUAGAGCUAUUUCUUAAGAUACUUCUUAAUAAGUGAAUAAAAGUGCUAUGAGUUAUUGUUAAAUAAAAUAUAAACAUUGUUUUUCCAGAAAUAUAUUGAAUAAUAUAUUUUUAAAGCCAUACUUUUUUACCAGGAGAUUAUGAUGAUAUAUGCUUGUAGUUGUAAUCAGAGCUCCAGAUAAGGGUCGUAUUUUCGUAAUUAAGAAUUAUUUUUAAGUCCGUUACGUAUUUAUUUUUCAAUCUGGUCGUUCCAUUAAGAAUAACAAAAUCAAGUUACGAAUAUUAUUUUUACAUCAAAUUUGUAUCGAUUUAUAUUGAGUUCUUUUCGCGUAUAAAAGAUCUGUUCGGUACUUAUAUAGAAUGGUUAUCGGGUUUGUUUAACAAAGCGCAUUUUUUCCAAUAAAAGCGGGGUGUACAGUC